CGUAAACUUAUGCUAUCUUUUUUUCUUCUAUAUAUAUAACCAUACAUUGUUCUUUGUAUCUGAAAACCGGUUAAUAAUGGCAGCUGGUAGCUCCAAAUGGUUUUCCAAUAAGAGUUUGAAGCUUAUAAGACUUCCUGGUCUGCGCUCAAAAUCCAGGUCCUCAACCUCAAGCUCUACAACAUCAUCUCCCCUUGUUUCACAAAAAAAAAGCUCCAAAGAAGAGCAGCUUCAGCAAGUAUUUCGCCACUUUGAUAGUAAUGGAGACGGACUGAUUUCAUGCGAGGAACUUCAAUCAUACUUCGAGUCUGUAGAAUUUCAGGAAUUUGUCCGAUUAGUGGAAGGUAAUAAUAAGGAGGCAGAUGAUGAUGAUCUUAGAAGAGCUUUUCAGAUGUUUGAAGCUGACAAGGGAUCGGGGUGUAUUACACCAAGAGGAUUGCAACACAUGUUAAAUCGUUUAGGAGAUGUGAGAUCACAUGAAGACUGUGUUUCAAUGAUUCGCGUCUUUGAUCUUGAUGGCAAUGGAGUGCUUGAUUUCCAUGAAUUUCGCCAAAUGAUGGCUUCCUCUUAA
Pistacia vera is the source of this 568-nucleotide messenger RNA. Its product is annotated as probable calcium-binding protein CML41. The coding region runs from base 77 to 568 and encodes 163 amino acids. NCBI's taxonomy places the organism in Eukaryota, Viridiplantae, Streptophyta, Magnoliopsida, Sapindales, Anacardiaceae. The transcript is spliced from 2 exons. Gene Ontology annotation, molecular function: enzyme regulator activity; calcium ion binding. The record is from RefSeq and is a predicted model, not a curated record.